GCCCGGCUCCGCGCCCUGUGGUGAGUGGGGCGCGGGGCCGUGGGGUCUGAGUCUGGGGGCGGCUCCGGGGCGGAGCGGACGUCGCGCGUCCCACCGAUGAGCCUCUGGGUCCCCUCCCGCCCCGAGCAGCGCAGGCUCCCGGCUGCAGAGGCUCCCAGCCUCCCUCCCGUCCUCCUUGCCGCCGCCGUCUCCCCCGGGCAGUGCCGCCGCGGCCUUCCGAUCCCCUGUACCCAGACCGGUCCCCAGACUGGACCCCGAGUGGUUUUCGGCAAAUUCACAUGCGCUGAGCCCUCUGCAUGUCCCACUGUCUUGAGGGUCUCUGUGUCCAUUUGUGGCGACCGGUCGGGAGAAGCAGCGGCAGCAUCAGAAAGCUGAGCUGAGCUGUUGCAGCUCGUGCUCCUCAGAGUUGUGCUCGGUGGGGCUGCUGUUGGUAUUUUUGGUGGGAGGGUUCUGUGGAUGUUCGGCUCCCCGGCCUCUUGCCCACGGAGAUUCUAGACACCUCUGCAGUCACCGUGACUGCCCAGACUCCCCUAGGCAUUUCCAGGCACCCGGGGCGGGGGCUGCCUGCAGGCGAGAGCCACAGAUCUUGCAGGAAUUGUUCCCCAAAGUGACGUGGAACAGCAGGCUCCUUGUAUUAAGGACGUCUCUGCUUUUAUUUCUACCACAAAUGUAAAGUUUCAUGAAGACAGAUUUGGGGGGGGGUGUCGUUGUUUGAUUGGUUUUUUUUCUUCUCUUUUUAGGGCUGCACCCAUGGCAUAUAGAAUUUCCCAGGCUAGGGGUGGAAUCGGAGCUGUAGCUGCGGGCUUACACCACAGCCACAGCAAACGUGGGAUCCCUAACCCAUGGAGGGAAGCCAGGGAUUGAACCUGCGUCCUCAUGGAUACCAGUUGGGUUUGUUACCGCUGAGCCACAGUGGAACUCCAAGACGGUUUUUAAAUAAACAUUUGCUGAAAUGAUCUUUCUUUAGAAGAGCCCUGUCCACCCACUUGUGUCUGGAGGAGAGGUGUUUUCUUUUGGUGGCCCCUGCAGUGUUCUUGCCAUCUGGUGUGACCAGUGAUCCUGGUCCAGCCGUUCAGGCCAGGCCGCGGUCCUGGGAAACCUCGUGGGAAUGUGGGAAGCCUGGCUGUCGGCUGUUUUGCCGGUGGUUUGCAGCGCCUGGUCCAGCGUCCUCUGUGAUUAACUGCAAGUCACAGGUAGUUUGGGGUGCUGGCAGGGAGUCCUGUACAGUUUGGGAUUUCUCAGGUAGCAGUGGCCGUUUCCAGGUGGUUGGCCGUGUGCAGCGAUAGCAACGUUUGUUUCUGCUUUUCUAGUAAGAGCGGUGCUGUGUUUCCUCUCCACGGCGGCUCUCUGGGUGGGAUCUUCGUCUUUGCAGAGGAAGCGUGCAGAGGACAGACUCCUUGUCCAGAGCCCUAGAGCCUGGAAGAGACAAGUCCCCGUUCGGGCCGGCUGGGAGCCCUCAGCCCAGGCCCUGCCCCAUGACGAGUCACUGUGAGCACCUCCUGGUGUAAAAAGCACGUGUGCUGGGAACUGAUGCACCCACCUAGUGUCUGCUUUCGUGUUUGGAGAUACUUCUGUCCGGUGGUUGACGUUUGCAUGCCGUGACGGCCUUGGUCUCCCGUUGCUCAGGGUUAGAGUCUGCCUUUCUCAGUGAAGCGUUGCAAUUUAAUACUCGUGUUGUGGUCGUGCGUGUUAAGUGUCUCCCGCCUGAUUUAACUCUUGGCUUCUCUUCACUGGAACUGUUGGCACCUUAAUGGGUCGUAGAGCCUUUGAUAAUCCGUUGAAAGACCCUCUCCUAGAAAAUUCACAGACAGACAUGAUUUUGCCUGUAAUUUCCAAGGGUUCUUUUGUUUUUCAUGCAUCCUGAACUGUGAGACCUGCAAAGGAACAGUUUAUGUGGGGGUUCCUGUCGUGGCGCAGCAGAAACGAAUCUGACUAGGAUCCAUGAGGUUGUGGUUCCAUCCCUGGCCUCGCUCAGUGAGUUAAGGAUCCAGCGUUGCCCUGAGCUGUGGUGUAGGUCGCAGACAACAGCUCGGAUCUUGUGUUGCUGUGGCUGAGGUGUAGGUCAGAGGCUACAGCUCCUAUUCGACCCCUAGCCUGGGAACUUCCAUAUGCGGCCGUAAAAGAUGGAAGUGUUUAUGUGAAGUUUGCUCAUGUUUGUUUUUUGAAUCUGUGGCUAAUUGCCUGUGACUGUCUGUCUUACUGUUAAUGAGAAUGGCUAACCGGGCUGCUCGUGGGUGGGAGAGCAGAAGCCAAAGGGGAGCCCACCAGCCCGGGGCCUGGGAGAUGCAGCAAGUCUUAGCAAAGCCGCAGCCUGGCGUGCAGAGAGAGCAUGAAACCGGAGAUGACACGGGGACUGCAGGACUGUCCGCACAGCCAGGAGGAGAAAGCACUGCAGCCAAGAGCGCCGCUCCCGCUGGCCCAGGGCCGCGCGGGGUUGGAGUUACCCCGGAGAAAGGAGGCUCAGGCCCCCGAGGCCACGUCCGCUCUGUCCGCACGAGGCAGCUCCCCAGCUGAGGAGUGAGCCUUGAAACUGGCCGGAGCAGGAGGAUGUGCUGUGAUGUUUUCUGAGGAGCCGAAGCCAUGAGCGAAUUUCGGAUUCACCACGACGUCAACGAGCUGCUCAGCCUGCUCCGGGUCCACGGAGGGGAUGGGGCUGAGGUCUACAUUGACCUGCUGCAGAAGAACAGGACCCCGUAUGUCACCACCACCGUGUCUGCCCACAGUGCCAAGGUUAAAAUAGCAGAAUUUUCUCGCACUCCUGAGGACUUUCUGAAGAAAUACGAUGAACUGAAGUCUAAGAACACAAGGAACCUCGACCCCCUGGUGUACCUGCUGUCGAAGCUCAUGGAGGACAGGGAGACGCUGCAGUACUUACAGCAGAAUGCCAAGGAGAGAGCGGAGCUCGCGGCCAGUGCUGCGGCCAGCAGCACCGCCAGCUUCGGCGCCUCCGCCACGGCCUCCAAGAUCUCCAUGCAGGAGCUGGAGGAGCUGAGGAAGCAACUGGGCAGCGUGGCCACGGGCCCCACGUGGCAGCAGUCCCUGGAGCUCACCAGGAAGAUGCUUCGAGACAAGCAGAGCAAAAAAAACUCGGGCCAGCGUCUCCCGGUCCUCCCGGCGUGGGUGUACGAGAGGCCCGCGCUGCUCGGGGACUUCCUGCCCGGGACGGGCGGGAGCGCGGACACAGCUGUUCCCAUAGGCUCGCUGCCCCUGGCCUCCCAGGAGGCGGCCGUGGUGGAGGACCUGCUGUACGUGCUGGUGGGCGUGGACGGCAGGUACAUCAGCGCCCAGCCCCUCACGGGCAGGCAGGGCCGCACCUUCCUGGUGGACCCCAACCUGGACCUGUCCAUCCGCGAGCUGGUGAGCAGGAUCCUGCCGGUGGCCGCCAGCUACUCCACCGUGACCAGGUUCAUCGAGGAGAAGUCCUCCUUCGAGUACGGGCAGGUGAACCACGCCUUGGCGGCUGCCAUGAGGACACUGGUGAAGGAGUACCUGGUCCUGGUCACGCAGCUGGAGCAGCUGCAGAGGCAGGGCCUCCUGUCGCUGCAGAAGCUCUGGUUCUACAUCCAGCCUGCCAUGCGCUCCCUGGACAUCCUGGCCUCCCUGGCCACCUCGGUGGAUAAAGGCGAGUGUAUCGGCGGGGCGACCCUGAGCCUCCUGCACGACCGCAGCUUCAGCUACACGGGCGACAGCCAGGCACAGGAGCUGUGUCUGCACCUCACCAAGGCCGCCAGCACGCCCUACUUCGAGAUCCUGGAGAAGUGGAUCUACAGGGGCAUCAUCGACGACCCGUACAGCGAGUUCAUGGUGGAGGAGCACGAGCUGCGCAAGGAGAAGAUCCAGGAGGACUACAACGACAAGUACUGGGACCAGCGCUACACCGUGGUGCAGCGGCAGAUCCCGUCCUUCCUGCAGAAGAUGGCCGGCAAGGUGCUCAGCACAGGGAAGUAUCUAAACGUGGUCAGAGAAUGUGGUCACGAUGUCACCUGCCCAGUGGCCAAAGAAGUCGUCUACACACUGAAGGAGCGGGCCUACGUGGAGCAGAUCGAGAAGGCCUUCAGCUACGCCAGCAAGGUGCUGCUGGACUUCCUGAUGGGGGAGAAGGAGCUGCUGGCCCACUUGAGGUCCAUCAAGCGCUACUUCCUGAUGGACCAGGGCGACUUCUUCGUGCACUUCAUGGACCUGACGGAGGAGGAGUUGAAGAAGCCGGUGGACGACAUCACACCCACCCGCCUGGAGGCGCUGCUGGAGCUGGCCCUGCGCAUGAGCACGGCCAACACCGACCCCUUCAAGGAUGACCUCAAGAUCGACUUGAUGCCCCAUGACCUCAUCACCCAGCUUCUGCGGGUCCUGGCCAUCGAGACCCAGCAAGAGAAGGCCAUGGUGCAUGCUGACCCCACCGAGCUCACGCUCAGCGGCCUGGAGGCCUUCUCCUUCGACUACGUGGUCACGUGGCCCCUGUCUCUGAUCAUUAACAGGAAAGCCCUGACCCGCUACCAGAUGCUCUUCAGACACAUGUUCUACUGCAAGCACGUGGAGCGGCAGCUCUGCAGCGUCUGGAUCAGCAACAAGGCCGCCAAGCGGUUCUCCCUGCACUCGGCCAAGUGGUUCGCUGGUGCCUUCACCUUGCGGCAGCGCAUGCUCAACUUCGUCCAGAACAUCCAGUCCUACAUGAUGUUCGAAGUGAUGGAGCCGACCUGGCACGUCCUGGAGCAGAACCUGAGAUCCGCCUCCAACAUCGACGACGUGCUGGGGCACCACGCGAGCUUCCUGGACAACUGCCUCAAGGACUGCAUGCUCACCAACCCCGAGCUGCUGCGCGUCUUCUCCAAGCUCAUGUCCGUGUGCGUCAUGUUCACCAACUGCCUGCAGAGAUUCACGCAGAGCAUGAAGCUGGACAGCGAGCUGGGCCACCCGGCUCUGGAGCCUGGCGCGAUGCUGGGGCCGCCCACGGAGGCCGAGCGGGCUGAGGAGCGGGCCCGGAAGGAGCUCGCCCGGAAGUGCCUGGCCGAGCACGUGGACGCUCCGCAGCUGGCCUCCAGCUUUGAGGCCACCAUCACCAAGUUCGAUAAGAACUUCUCAGCGCACCUGCUCGACCUCCUGGCCCGGCUGAGCAUCUACAGCACCAGCGACUGCGAGCACGGCAUGGCCAGCGUCAUCUCCAGGCUUGACUUUAACGGCUUCUACACCGAGCGGCUAGAGCGCUUGUCCGCAGAGAGGAGCCAGAAGGCAGCCCCCCCAGUGCCCGGGCCUCGGGGGCCCCCAGCUCUAGUGCCCAGGGUCGCCGUCACCGCACAGUGAAGCUGCAGGUGGAUGAGUUCAGAGGUCUUUCAUCAGGAGUUCCUGGAACUCGUGUGCGUGUGUUCUUGUUUAAGCAUAAAGUCUAGAAGCAUCUGCA
Molecule: messenger RNA, 5395 nt
Organism: Sus scrofa (pig)
Lineage: Eukaryota; Metazoa; Chordata; Mammalia; Artiodactyla; Suidae
Source: RefSeq, a predicted model, not a curated record